GCUGAUGUGGGAGGCGCUGCGGCGGCUCCGGGCGGGGGGAGGGGCGGUGGAACUGGAGGCAGCCGCGAGCUGGAGAUGCACACCAUCAGUUCCAAAGUGUUCGGAGACAUCCUGGACUUCGCUUACACGUCCCGAAUUGUAGUGCGCCUAGAAAGCUUCCCUGAGCUCAUGACGGCCGCCAAGUUCCUGCUGAUGAGGUCGGUCAUCGAGAUCUGCCAGGAAGUCAUCAAACAGUCCAACGUGCAGAUCCUGGUGCCCCCUGCCCGGGCUGAUAUCAUGCUCUUUCGCCCUCCUGGGACCUCUGACUUGGGCUUCCCUUUGGACAUGACCAAUGGGGCAGCCUUGGCAGCCAACAGUAACGGUAUUGCUGGCAGCAUGCAGCCCGAGGAAGAAGCUGCCAGGGCCACAGGUGCAGCUAUUGCAGGCCAAGCUUCCCUGCCUGUGUUACCUGGGGUGGACCGCUUGCCCAUGGUGGCUGGGCCCCUAUCCCCUCAACUGCUGACUUCUCCAUUCCCCAAUGUGGCAUCCAGUGCUCCUCAACUGACUGGUAAGCGAGGCCGGGGACGUCCCAGGAAGGCCAACCUGCUGGACUCCAUGUUUGGGUCUCCAGGGGGCUUGAGAGAAGCAGGUAUCCUUCCAUGUGGCCUGUGCGGGAAGGUGUUCACUGAUGCCAAUCGGCUCCGGCAACAUGAGGCCCAGCACGGCGUCACUAGCCUCCAGUUGGGCUAUAUCGAUCUUCCUCCUACAAGGCUGGGUGAGAAUGGGCUACCCAUCUCCGAGGACCCCGACGGCCCCAGAAAGAGGAGCCGGACCAGGAAGCAGGUGGCUUGUGAGAUCUGUGGCAAAAUCUUCCGUGACGUGUACCAUCUCAACCGGCAUAAGCUGUCCCACUCUGGGGAGAAGCCGUACUCCUGUCCGGUGUGUGGUCUGCGGUUCAAGAGAAAAGACCGCAUGUCCUACCAUGUGAGGUCCCAUGAUGGGUCAGUGGGCAAGCCGUACAUCUGCCAGAGCUGUGGGAAAGGCUUCUCCAGACCUGAUCACUUGAACGGACAUAUCAAGCAGGUGCACACUUCUGAGCGACCUCACAAGUGUCAGACCUGCAAUGCCUCUUUUGCUACUCGAGACCGCCUGCGCUCCCACCUGGCCUGUCACGAAGACAAGGUCCCCUGCCAGGUGUGUGGGAAGUACCUGCGGGCAGCGUACAUGGCAGACCACCUGAAGAAGCACAGCGAGGGGCCUAGCAACUUCUGCAGCAUCUGUAACCGAGGUUUCUCCUCUGCCUCCUACUUAAAGGUCCAUGUUAAAACCCACCACGGUGUUCCCCUUCCCCAGGUCUCCAGGCACCAGGAACCCAUCCUGAAUGGGGGAGCAGCGUUCCACUGCGCCAGGACCUAUGGCAACAAAGAAGGCCAGAAAUGCUCACAUCAGGAUCUGAUUGAGAGCUCUGAUUCCUAUGGUGACCUCUCAGAUGCCAGUGACCUGAAGACGCCAGAGAAACAGAGUGCCAACGGCUCUUUCUCCUGCGACAUGGCAGUCGCUAAAAACAAAAUGGAGUCUGAUGGGGAGAAGAAGUACCCAUGCCCUGAAUGUGGGAGCUUCUUCCGUUCUAAGUCCUACUUGAACAAACACAUCCAGAAGGUGCAUGUCCGGGCCCUUGGGGGUCCUUUGGGGGACUUAGGCCCUGCCCUCGGCUCACCUUUCUCUCCCCAGCAGAACAUGUCUCUUCUUGAGUCCUUUGGAUUUCAGAUUGUUCAGUCAGCAUUUGCGUCAUCUUUAGUGGAUCCUGAGGUGGACCAGCAGUCCAUGGGGCCUGAAGGGAAGUGAGACAUGCUGUGUCUCCACAGAACAAACAGCCUUUGGGGACUGCUGAGAAACGCUGUGAAUGCAGAGGGAAGUGAUGUCUUUGGGUUCUGUAGCUGAGAGAUUUUUAUUCAUUUUAACCCCCAUCCCUGCCCCUACCCUGCUCCCCUCUCUGUCCAUCACCCAUUCCUCCCAAUGGUCUUAGAGAUAAGAUAGACUCUCAUCCUAUACUCUGCAGAAAUAUUUGAGACACCCAGUAUGGGACAAGAGCAGAAAACACUACAUAGGCGUCUCUGCCAGCACCAGUCCUGGUUCUUCUAGGUCUGAAUCCAGAACUUCUGGUGCUUAGUUCUUGGUGAUCCUAAACCUCAGUUCCAAGACAUUCUUGGACUUUGGUAGUCUUGGUCUUGGUCCCUUCCUGCUUCUUUCAUUCCUUUAAUCCCCCCCCCUUUCCUAUAUUCUCAAAAGAAAUUACAGUUGGGUCUCUACCCUCUUAUGGCCAACUAUUUUUAAGGAAGCCAGAAACCUACAGCAUCCCAUGGACCAUAGGAUGAGUGUCCUCUAAGAGCCCUUUGAGAUUGGCCCUGGUCUUCUUGAACUGCUGGAAGCUAACACUUCACUGCCAGGACAAGCUCAUCUACUGAGGACACCUCUACCCCAAAUUCCAGUUUCUUACUUGAUUUUAACCAUUCAACUUGCUGUUGGGUUUUGAUUUUCUAAUUCUUAUUAUUGUUAUUUUUAGGACCAGUUGUAGUGAAUUGCUACUGAAAGCUACCCCAGGUGACACAGAGCUUUUUGUAAACCACAGUCACACAUUAGGGUUAGUAUGAAACUUUGUUUAGAUGUACUAUAAUUAACUUGGCUAGUUGUUUGAAGUCUAUGGAAGAAAUAGUUUUAUGCAAAAUUUUAAAAAAUUCCAGUCUGGUCAGGACAAGGUUUUUAAUGGUGUUGGGGGCCAGGAAGGUAGGAGAGCCUCAGGUAGAAACAUUGUGUACCUUGGUUGUAUUACACUUGAGCAAGCCCAGGUUGACCUUGUGAUGUGAAUUGAUCUGAUCAGACUAUAUUAAAAACAUUAGUACGAUA
This is a messenger RNA of Cricetulus griseus (Chinese hamster), 2883 nucleotides long. Lineage: Eukaryota; Metazoa; Chordata; Mammalia; Rodentia; Cricetidae. The record is from RefSeq and is a predicted model, not a curated record.